AUGCCGAAAAAUCGAAAAAGAAAUGGGGAGUUAGUGGACGGCUGGUUUAUGAGAAAGAAAAAGAAUAUUCCCUCGUUGAAUGAGUCGAUAUUCUAUUGUAUCGAAAGAAGCACGAAAUAUCAGUGUCCUGCCGCUUACGGAGUUUCUAACACUACGGGGGCGGUUCGCUUAAUUCGGCCGCAUAUUAACCAUGAAAAGGAUAAAUUGGCGAACAAUGUAAAUCUGGGUCGUCAGCAUUUAAAAGAAAAUGCAAAUUCUGGAACUGUUCGCGAAGUCAUUGAUGAUAUGAGAUUUACAUUUGGAACCGAUACUUCUAUGAUGAUGGGCGAUUAUAACGCCAAAAGACGACUUGUUCAUUAUGAGAAAUCACAAUCGAAUUCCGAGAAAAAAUUGAUCGAUAGUGGUGGAAAAAUUAAAGGACAAUUCGCAGAAACUAUGAGAAAAACUCGAUUUUUGCUAUUCGACGAAGAAGUCAAUGGAAAACGAAUGAUUGCAUUUGCAUCGGAUGAGGGAUUGGAGAUUUUAUCAAAUGGAAAUGUGUGUUUUGUUGAUGGAACUUUUGAUUCUGCUCCAAAAUCCUUCACCCAGUUGUUCAGUAUUCAUUGUUACAUAUCAGAGGAUGUCGUUCGCCCCGUGUUUUUUUGUCUUCUUCCAGACAAAACGCUGACGACGUACACCUCAAUGCUGACACUAUUAAAAAAUCGUCCUGAAUUGACAAAUUGGGCUCCCGCAAUGAUUAUUUGCGACUUCGAGACUGCUAUUCAUUCUGCAUUCAAGGACAAAUUUCCAAAUGUUGUGAUUUCUGGAUGUUUGUUCCAUUUGGUUCAAAGUUGGCGGAGACAGGCCGAGAAAUUGAAUGUUUAUAAUUCGUUCGUUGACGGAGAAUUUGAAGAAUUCUGGCAGCUUCUGAAGACUUUGCCUUUUCUCGACGAGUUUGACAUCCCCGAUUAUUUCGAUGCGAUCUUAGAACAUUGUGUUCCUUUAGUGAUUUCUCCAGAUAUGAAGAAUUAUAUCAACUAUCUGGUCAAGAACUAUGUUGGAGAUGCCGCCCCACCGCGAUUCCAACCCCGUUUAUGGUCGUGCGCUGUUCGAACGGCAAGUAAUAUCCAUCGAACCACUAACACCGUCGAAACGUGGCACCGGCUCCUCCAAUCUGUUGCAACUAUGCACAAUGGUUUUUCGUCUAUCAAAUUGUCGGAUUUGCUGGAGAAACUUCAAAAGGAAGAGCGACAUACGUAUUUGGAUUAUAAUGAACUGAAAGUGAAUCCAAACUUUUUGGUGAACAAAGCUCGAAAAACGUCUAAUGUCAUGAAGGACAAAAAACUGAAAAAUGUCAUUGAGAACAUUCCAGUUAUCCCAAGAGCGCCACUAUCCGGAAUUGCAUAUUUGAAGGCUAUUUUCUACGCAAAAAAAACAUAA
Caenorhabditis remanei is the source of this 1419-nucleotide messenger RNA. RefSeq lists its product as uncharacterized. Lineage: Eukaryota; Metazoa; Nematoda; Chromadorea; Rhabditida; Rhabditidae. The transcript has 8 exons. Bases 1 to 1419 code for a protein of 472 amino acids. The record is from RefSeq and is a predicted model, not a curated record.